CUUGAACCUUGAAUUAUCUCAAGUCAUUGUUAACAGUGAAUACGAGCACUCGCAAUAUAAAUAAGGCUUGCGAGACUGCUGUUGGAGAAGCAUAACUCGCUGUUAAACAUUCUUAUCUCUCAACUACAAACACAUCAAUCUUUUGCAACCUAAUCAACAUGCGCUUCACAACUGCCACCAUCGCCACUAUGGCCGCUGCUGCCACUGCCACAGUUAUUCCUCGUUCCGACUUGGGUGCCUGGAACGUCACCAUGACCACAUAUGGUGGUGCCGACAGGGCUCACGGCGAGACCGUUACUGGUGUCUAUGCCAACGCCCAGCUGGCUGAUAACAUCCCGGUCACCUGCCGCUUCGACACCAUGAUCAACGGAGAGGUUGUUAAUAAGAAGACCUGCAACCCUGAGUCCUUCAGCUACGAAUUCGUGGGCGGCAAUGAGCUCACUUUGAGCCAGACUCUUACUCUCGAUGAGACAGAGGUUACCGUGAAGGGUGUUUCAGACAAGUUCGAAAUGGUCAGCGACGGCAUCACUGGCAAGAGCUUUGCUGCCUCUAACAUUCUUGUUACUGCUACUACUGGUGUAGCUUAAGUAGAACUAGACCCACUAUCGGCGUAGAUAUUGCUCUAUAUUUCAAUAGAGUGUAGUUUUUAAUAAUUUAGCUGAAUAGCAUUCAAGCUAAAAUUAUAUAUAUACCUAUUCCUAGAAUACUAAGAC
Messenger RNA from Boeremia exigua, 713 nucleotides. RefSeq lists its product as uncharacterized. The record is from RefSeq and is a predicted model, not a curated record. NCBI's taxonomy places the organism in Eukaryota, Fungi, Ascomycota, Dothideomycetes, Pleosporales, Didymellaceae. The transcript has 2 exons. The coding region runs from base 159 to 587 and encodes 142 amino acids.